Messenger RNA from Prorocentrum cordatum, 995 nucleotides. The record is from the annotation of a GenBank genome assembly. Lineage: Eukaryota; Dinophyceae; Prorocentrales; Prorocentraceae.
AGGUGCGCCACGCAGCUCCUGACCAUGGUGCAGUGGGGGGAGCUCGACUGCCUCGUGGUGGACACGCCCCCCGGGACGGGGGACGUCCUGCUGACGCUCACCCAGACGCUGCAGAUCGACGGGGCGGUCCUGGUGACCACCGGGAACGAGAUGAGCAUCGCGGACCUGAAGAAGGGCGUCGAGCUCCUCGAGAAGGUGGACGUCCCGACGCUCGCCGUGUGCCACAACAUGGCCGGGCACACGUGCGAGCGGUGCGGCCACGAGAGCGACCUGUUCGUCGACGCGGCCGCCGAGCAGAUUCCGGGGCUGAUGGAGGCCUGCCCCGGGGGCGAUGCCUGGCGCCCUCCGACCACCGCAUCCCCCUGGACGGGCGCCUGUGGCAGGCGCCGCGGGGGCCGCUGCCGCCGCAGGUGCAGGCGUACCCGUACGUCAGGAGCCCCGCCAACGGCGACCGCCCCGCGGCCCGCGCCCUGCGCGCGCUCGCCGAGGGGCUGCUGGCCGCCUUCCUGGCGGGGCGCGGCGCGGGCGGCGCCGGCUGGCGGCGGGCCGAACUGCGGCUGCGGCGCGGGGGAGCCCUGGAGCUGCGGCUGCCCGGUGGUGAGCUGCGGGCGGUGCCCUGCGGCGUCCUCCGGGCGGCGUGCCGCUGCGCCGAGUGCGUCGACGAGUUCACCGGCGAGCAGCUGCUCGACCGCGAGCGGGUGCUGGCGGACGCGUCCCUGCGCGCGGUGUCCGCGGAGGCCGUGGGCAACUACGCGGCGCAGGUGCGCUUCUCGGACGGGCACUCCUCGCUGGUGUCCCUCCGCGUCGCCGAGCAGGUGGCCGGUGCCGGCGGGCCGACGGCGAGCGGUGGCGGGCCCGCGGAGGCGUGGUAGACGGCAGGGGGGCGACCUGGCCCGCCGCCGCCGCUGGGGGGGCGAAGCGGCGCCGCGGCGGCGCAGCGGUCGGGCGAGUCGGCGGGGGUCGAAGAGCGAACAUCCAGAGAUGCGACGCCCCCA